This is a messenger RNA of Octopus bimaculoides (California two-spot octopus), 8709 nucleotides long. RefSeq lists its product as uncharacterized. Gene Ontology annotation, biological process: embryonic morphogenesis. The record is from RefSeq and is a predicted model, not a curated record. NCBI's taxonomy places the organism in Eukaryota, Metazoa, Mollusca, Cephalopoda, Octopoda, Octopodidae. Gene Ontology annotation, cellular component: tRNA-splicing ligase complex.
CUUAUUUAUUUACUGCUGUACUUCUUUUUCAAAGAUGGCAGCGGACAAGAUGCAAUCUUCAGAAAUUGACUGGAAUUAUCCAAAUUUAUUUACAAAAGAAAGACUUUUAAAGGUUAUAAAAUCGCGCUGUUUUGAUUUACCAAAUCUUGACACUCUUGACAAAGAUGAACUGAUAGACAUUUACAACAGAUACUUACUUCCUCUGCCUCAGAGAAAGUACCGUUCCAAUUGCCGAGGUGUAUUGAUGACCAACAAACAGAUUCUGUUAGCAAAGAGGUCAAAAUCUACUGCAAACGAAGUUUCUAAAAAUUCUGCAGACGUCCAAGAGAAACCUAUGCCACGUUUUAUGUCUUCAUAUAAUCCAUCGACUGAGUCAACGACACAUGUGAAGCCACCAGUUUCAUGCAUAAAUUUUGAUAGGAAAACGAUCAGGUUAAAUUCUCGUAGCGGUUCUUUGUCUGUGGACAAUGGUCAGUCCACUGUUUGUGAGCGAGUGGCCAUCACACCGGAUUCACAGGACAAAGACUGUACUAAGGAAUCAAGCAAUAAAAAUAACCACUGUACUCAUGAGAAAUCGUUAGAAGAAAAUUUGUCACCGGAAGCAGCAACAAAGAGACCAUCAGAAAACAAUGUUCACGAUGAGAGUGAUGUACCCGAGAAAAAGAAGAAAAUUAUUCCUCGUAUCACUUGGCCAUAACAGAUGUCUCAUGUAGGGCAGAUAACUAUAUUCAAAAGUCCAGUUAUUAUCCUCUUACCAUUUAUGUUUUGGCAGCAGUGUGUUAAUUCUCCACAGGAUAUCUGUCAGGUUUCCAGCUAAUAUCCUACUAUCACACAAGCAUACAUACAUACAUACAUACAUACACAGACACACAUAAAUACACUACAUCAGAGUGUUUCAUUACAGGAUAUCUGUUAGGUUUCCAGCUCAUAUCCUUCUGUCAUACACGUGCAUACAUACAUCAUUUAUGUUCGAUAUCGAUGUAUUAUUGUUUAUGGGAUAUCCAUCAUUUUCAUCUAAUAAGCAACAUAAAAAAAAACAUCUAUGUUGCUUCCUUUUUUUUUUUAUUCCUUCCUCUCAUUAGUUUGAAGUUCAUCAACCAACAGUAAUAAUUUCUUCUACAACACUGGUAAUGCUUAUCCCAUUGUCAUGUUUCUUCUAGAAAGAAGAACAAAAAAACCCCAAGGUUUUAUGCCUUGGUAUUGUCAUAAUUUCCCCACCUACUCUAAUAGCUCAAGCUUCAUGCCUGUAGGAGGAGGGGAUUCAUUAUUUAUUGUCUUCAUAGUAUUGUACAAAUGUAAUAUAUUGGCUGGGGGUCAGUACAUUAAUUGUAAGGGUGGUAUAAUUUUAACUUAAUUUUUUACUGUUUCAUCAGUUAAAAAGAUAAUUAAGUUUUCAGAUUAAAAGUUAUACAUGGCCAAAUUGCACCAUAAACAAACUUAAUGUCACAUAAUUUUUUUUCCAUGAAAAAAAAUUCUUCACUAACAAUUACAUUAUAAUACCUAUAAUAAUAAUGAUAAUAAUAAUAUUCAUGAUGAGAAUAACAAUGCCUCAAGAAGAAAUUCCAGUGCAUGCAGUGCUUCUCUGAAUAAGUACAUGGACUUUGAUAAGAACUGAUCCAGAUAAAGCAUCUCUUGGUACUCAUUCAUGUUGGAAGCUUACUCAAACUGUGAAACAUUGAACUACCAAAACACCAUUGCUGUGGUGAACAGCUCAUAUUUGAUAUGGUUUGAUAUUUAUAUUUAAAUUAAAUAUUUUUCAUCAUGGGCAACUAACUGUUUCGAUUUUUGCUAAGAAAGUUAGCUAAAACUGUACCUCACUUAGAUUACAUAUCAUUAGAUCAUCCUUCUCAUUCAAGAUUUUAGCUCUAGAAUGUUUGUUCAAGUUUAAGGUUUAUACAUGAUGUUAGCUUACUAACUUAGCUUCUCUCUAAUUGUAUACAGGGUUAACUUAUUGUAGAAGAUAUUUAAAAAUUGUAGCUACUUUCUUUAUUGUAGUAAGUAUAUCUUGCAAAAUAAUUGAAUCUAAAGUAUCUUACUUCAUCUUGGUCUUUUAAUUAUCUGAAGGUCAUGUGAUUUUUUCUGGGAAAUUUUUUCACAGAUAUUUGCAUUCUGUCGGAUUUUCAUUUUUCUAUAAUUUCUAUUAAUGAUGUUAGUUACGAAGUCUUUUGUUAUAUAUAUUUUUAGAUUAUAUUUACUCCAGACUUGUUAGGCAAGUAAUUAACUUAGUAUAAACUAAAGGCUCAUUUCAAAUGUUGAAUCUGUCCUAUUGCGAAGUUUACUUUAUUUUCUAUAAUAUUCUUUAAAUGAUAAGUUAGUUCCAUCUGUUGUUGACCAAUCUUGCAGAGAUGUUGAUGUUUUCUUUUAUACUUAGGUCAAAAUUUAUUCUGAACGAAAAUAUUUUGAAUUUUUUCAAAUCUCAUCUCGAUACGAAAGAAAGUAUUUAAUCGUAAAAUAGCAACUUUUCUAUACUUCUAUCUGUAUAAAGAAAAAGGAAAAGAAAAAUCAUACUUUCCUUAAUUUGUUUAGUAGAUUUAAAAUAAGGGCAGUAUUUACUUAUUCAAUUCAAAGGACUGUUUAUAAAUUGUGGUUUUUCAGAAGACAUAUCAGUACAAGUUAAAUCUGUUACUAUAUCAUCAAUCAUUUAUAAGUUCAUUUCACAUCAAUGUUUCCAUGCUUUCAUAUUACAGACAGUCCUGACUAAAACUGUUACAUCAGUUGCAGAGAUUAUCUCAAGAUGGCAUCAUGGAAUAAGUUUGUUUACUGUGAGGAGGAGGAGGAGGAGGAGCAGGAGGCUAACGUUUUAGGCAGGACUCUUCAGUGGAUGAUAAAACGUUAGAUCUUUUCUCUUCUCUUCAUCAUCUUCCUCAUAGCAAAUUAACUUCUUCUUUGUGAACAUUUCAUACUUAGUAUAUACUGACAGAGACCAUCCCUAGUUCCUUGGAUUCUACUGUUUCAACUACAGAGUGGUUGUUAGAGGCCCAAAUGGAAUAUGCUUUGCAGUAUUAAUUGCAGCUCUCUCUGUUUUGAGUUCAAACCCAAUAUCAGUCAACUUUGCUGCUUUCAACCUUAUGGGGGUCGAUUAAUACUAAUCUAGAGGGAGAUUGAUUGAAUGUUACAGCAUCUAGGGAUAUAUCUUGUAUGAUUUGCUUUGGCCCUGCAAUUCUGUCUUCUGUUACUGGCAAAAACAGUGACAGAUUUGGGAAGUCCUUAAACGAAUAUCUGAAUAUUUCAACUGAUUACUUUCAGUGCCAGCAGAUCAGCUGGUAUGGGGAGAAAGGCAGGGGUACAUUCAUGCCCAAUGCACUCAACAAACAAGUCACACAUUUAUAAAGAGUUGGACAUAUGUAAGAGAUGCUUUACACAUUGAAAGCUCUUUCUUUCUCUCCAAUGAUUCCAGAUAAACAAAGAGCGGGGUAAAUAGCAAUUCAUUGCUAUACAUUUUCUGCUAAUUCUAUUAAUGAUAGUAGUUGAAGACAUUAUUGGUCAGUUGUGAUGAUUGGCACCUCUUGCUUGCAAUGUCUUUAUAUUCUGUUUGAAUGAAAAUGCAAAAAAAUAAAAAAAUAAAUGAAUUAAAAAAAAAUUUUAACUUGAAAUAUCUUUUUACUUCUGUUCUCUGCAAAAUAUGGUUGGACUGUAAUUAAAUGAAGACGUGAAAGAGAAUUUAAAGAUGUUUUCGCCUGGACUGUGGAUGUAAAUGAAUCUAAACACUCAAUAUUCAGUAAUGCAAUAAGUACUGCUGUUACAAUAAUAAAACUAACGAGUUAUUUAUUAUUGUCAUAUUGCAAUAAAUGCUGGGUGUGUUAUCAUCAUCUAUGACUAUCAUCAUCACCUACAAGUGUCAUCGUCAUCAUCUAAGACAGUCAUCAUCAUCAUCAUCAUCAACCAUGGUUCAUGAAACCAAUGAAGGAGCCUCUACAUGGUUGCUUGGUAAGCUAGAAAAAGAAACAACUGCUGUAUCUCCCUCAACUCACGCACUAGUAUCUUUCAAAAAUGAAUGUUACAUUGCAUAAUAUAGUCCUAGAUGGACUGUUUUGCAAAGAAAAAAGAAAAAGACAAAAGUGGUGGUGGUGGCGUGACUGAACACCUUUGAUGACAGGUCGGCUCUGUUAGGUAUGACUUAAUACUGAACAACAACAACAACAACAACAAUGGUGCCUCUAGUAACUCAAGAUAUUGGGUCUGAUUACUGUCAUGAACGGAUGUUAUCGACCAGAUAGAUGACGGUACCUGGUGGUUUCAUUGACUUAUUAAUUACAGUUUUGUGGUCCCAUUACUUUAGAGACAUUGACACUCCAUCAUUUUACUUCAUCAUAAUUCAUAUUUUUACACGCUGCCGUUACUCCACAAUGCUCCUGAUGUAUUAAAGAAAUAAGUAAUAUUCAUUAUUGAUUUAUUGAAUAAACGCAUUCACUCAUUAUGUACUGAUACUUUCUAUAGCUUUCUUAUGAUUAUGUGUAGUCUCUCUGUCAUGUGGCAUGUUGGACAAGUGUCUUCUACUAUAGCCUCAGGCUGACCAUAGCCUUGUAAAUGGAUUUGGUAGACAGAAACUGAAAGAAGCCCAUCAUGUAUGUAUAUAUAUAUAAUACACAAACACACACACGUGUGUGUCUUUGUCUCUGUGUUCUCUGUGUUUGUCCCCCAUCACUGCUUGACAACUGGUGUUGGUGUGUUUACAUCCCCAUAACACCGGUUUGGCAAAAGAGACUGAUAGAAUAAGUACUAGGCUUACAAAGAAUAAGUCCUGGGGUCGAUUUCUUCAACUAAAAACCCCUUUAAAGCGGUGUUCCAGCAUGGCCACAUUGAAAUAGCUGACACGAGUAACAGUAACAGAAUAUAUAUAUAUAUAUAUAUAUAUAUAUAUAUAUAUAUAUAAAACAACAUGUAUGGGCUGAGUUUCACUACAGCUGUUGAAGAUACGGUCUUUAUUGUUGAACAAAUCAAUUACAUCUUGCGAAAAGAAAAACUGUUUUCUUCUAGUGAAUUAACAUUUAAAUCUUAAAUUUAUCAUUUAAGAUUUUGCACAAAAAGAAUGUAGAAUGUGUUUUGGCUCCCUUUAUUUCAAUAUGAUGCUCAAAAGAGUGAGGGGGAUGUCAGGCUAGGUGGACAUACGCUGGUCAUAGCAAAUGAAUGUGAGAUACUUGUGUAUCUAAUUUUUUUAUCUGAUACUUGUGUAUCAACCAUUUUUUAUCUGUGGACUCCUUUGAUUACUACUUAUUCUUGUGGACCCCCCCCCCUAGUCAUUUGAUAUUUAAAAACUAGUUUUAUAGAAGCUUCUUCCAAAAAUUUGUAUUUUGUUAUUCACACAUUAACUUGUGUACAAUAAAUUAUGAAAUAUGUUCAAGAAAGAAACCAAACUGUUUCUUGCAAUACAUAUCAAUACAUACAACUAAAGCAAAUUUUUUCAGGGGCCCUUAAAAUAUUACUGUUGAUCCCCAAUUUACUAUUUUGCAUGCACAGAUCCCUUUGAUUCCUAUUUAAUUCUUGUGGACCCCCCAUAGCCAUUCGAUGUUUAAAAACUAGUUUUGUAGGAACUUCUUUCAAAAUUCCUCUUUUGUUAUUCACACGUUGUGUAGAUUGAAUUGUUUAAAACAUUUGAGAAAGAAACCUAGCUGUUUCUUGCAAUACAUCUAAAACAAAUUUUUUCAGGGGCCUUUAAAAUACUGCUGUGGAUCCCCAAUUUACUAUUUUGUGUGGCCCCUCCAAAAUCUUAUGUGGACCUUCAGGGGCCAUAUGGACCCUGGUUGAGAUUUAUUAUUAAAUUUACUAGGGUGAUGUUUUCUACACUUGUAUAUUAGUUUCCAUGGUCCAUGGUUUUCAAAGGUCUGUAUAAACUUAUGUUGAAGGUGUAGGGAGUGUUAUCUGUGUUAAAUAUACAUAAAUAUACAUGUUCUGUUCCAACUAAUUCACAUGCAUGAUAGACCAAAGGGGUGAGUGAAUGAAAUCAUGCUCCUGGGUAUGUAUUUGUUAUUUAUGCCAUUAUGUCACAUGAAUAUUGUGUGUAUAUGUAUGUAUAAAACAAUCAUGGCUUAGUGGUUAGGGUGUCACACUCAUGGUUGCAAGAUCAUGGUUUCAACUCCCAGACUGGAUGUUGUGUUGUGUUCUUGAGCAAAGCACUUCAUUUCAUGUUGCUCUGCAAUCAUUUCGUCAUCUGAUACUUGGCAUGCUGUACUCCUCAGUAGGUAAUGUCAAUUUGAUGAAGAGAGUGAGGUUAUGUGAACACAAACAUCACUAUAAACAAAUCAUCUGUGUGGUUGUUCAGCAACAAAUUGCAGAACCCUUAUAUGGCAUCUAACAACAGGAGAGUCCCUGAUGUAUAUAUAUAUAUAUAUAACCACUAUUUAUCUCUUUGUGGCUCUACCUGUUCAUACUCAUCUUCUCUUCUAAGUGUGGUAGCCAUGCAGCUCCUCUAUAAGAAUCUCUUCUGCCUCCUUCUCUCAUACUUUAAACCACUCAUUUCCUGACAAUACUUUUUUUACCCUUGGGAGUUCAUAGUCUGGUAAGCUGCAUGGUAACCUCACCUGUGCUGGUGGCAUGAAAGAGGAAAAGCACCCAGUACAUGCUGUAAAGUAGUUGUCCUUAGGAAGAGUUUUCAGUUGUAGAAACCAUGCCAAAGCAAAGACUGGAGUAUGAUGUACUCCUUGGACCCUGUCAAUAUUUUACAUCAGUCAUAUGUUUGAGGGAUUCUACAGCUGGAUACACGCAUGCACAUACAUAUAUACAUACGCCCUUGGAGUGGUAUUAAUAGUCAGAAAUCAGAGCAGGCAGAGUUAUAUCCCUUGUACAGGGCACACCACGGUGGUGUGUAUUUCGAUUUGGACUCGGGGACUAUAUUGUCAAAGAUCCUGUUGGCUAAUGAAUUAACCUUAAGUAGUUUAUUAUACAGGGUGUCUACAAAGUCUGGGUACAUGGGGAUUAACACAUACUUUAAGAAAUUAUUAUUUCUUAUAUUUAGUUCAAAUGUUGUCAAAGUUAUCUUGGUUUUUUUUUAAUCCUUCUGUGGUUGAUAAACAUACAUCCAGACUAGGGCAGUGGAUUGUUAAAAUCUUUAGUGUUGGCUAUGGUAUCUUGCAAUAUUUGUUCUAGGCCCUAUUUUCUGAGUUCAAACGCCGUGGUUUUUUUACUGGGUGGUCGAUUUAAUUUGUUACUCAGUUUAACCCCCCCCCUCCUGGUUCUUGGAUGCUCUUAGCAGAGUCCACUCUGUUGCUAGCACUGAAGCCAAAUUUCUAACUUAAGGAUGCUUUCCUUCCUUCCUCCCCUCAUCCCACUAGAAUUGGAUAUUCUCUGUAGUGUUAUGCGUAUUGCCCUGCCUAAAUAUUUAAAUGUAAAAGUAAUUUGGAGGUGAUUUAGGUUGAAUAAUUGGUGUUAGGAAGGGCGUCCAGCUGUAGAAACUAUUCCAAAGCUGACUUUGGCAUUGGAUGCAGCCUUGCAGCAUCCUGUCAAAACUGUCCAACUCAUUCCAGUAUGGAGAAUGGAUAUUAAAUGAUGAAGAAUUACUAAAGAUGUUGAAUAACAAGAUUAUAAUUUUUCAAACUAUUCAUCUCGUGUUUAAAGCUGAAAGAUUUUUUAUACUUGCAUUUUUUUCACAGUAUUUCAAUUUGUUUGAUUGCUGAUGCUCAUCAGCAUUUUAUCAUAUUAUUUCCUGGAUGUGUGGAUAUUAGCAGACUGGAAUUGAACUUGAGGCCUUUAUUUCUAAACUAAGGUUAGUAACAGUCUUAUCUUCUAGCUCAGAGUACAUUUGGACUUUUGGUGGCUUUGAAUUGGUUACGAUGGAGCGAGGUCGUUGCCAGUGCCGCUGGACCGGCUCCUGUGCAGGUGGCAUGUAAAAUACACCAUUUUGAGCCUGGCCGUUACCAGUACCGCCUGACUGGCCUUCGUGCCGGUGGAACGUAAAAGCACCCACUACACUUUCAGAGUGGUUGGCGUUAGGAAGGGCAUCCAACUGUAGAAACUCUGCCAAAUCAGAUUGGAGCUUGGUGUAGCCACCUGGCUCACCAGUCCUCAGUCAAAUCGUCCAACCCAUGCUAGCAUGGAAAGCGGACGUUAAACGAUGAUGAUGCGUGUUCCAGUUGAUCUCAUCAAUGGAACAGCCUACUCGUGAAAUUAAUGUGCAAGUGGCUGAGUACUCCAUAGACACAUGUACCCUUAACGUAGUUCUCAGAGAGAGUCAGCUGACACAAGAUGUGAUAAGGCUGGUCCUUUGAAUACUGGUACAACUCACUUUUGCCAGCCAAAGGAACUGGAGCAAUGUGAAAUAAAAUGGCUUGCUCAAGGACACAUUGUGUCUCUGAGAAUAGAACUCAUGACCUUGCAAUCGUGAGCCAAGUACCCUAACCACUAAGCCAUGCACCUUUUGAAGAAUAUUCAGUUAAUUAAACAACAAUCUUAAUCUAGAAUUAUUCUUACUAUAAAUGUUUGUUUAGAGACUUUAUCUUUGUGUCUUAUCCGCAUUGUUUCGUCCUUAAUAUCUAAUUUUUAAUGUUUUACUCAGUGUCUUAAUUUCAGUAUCAAUGUCUCACUUGAAAUCUUUUAUUCCCUUUGUCUUAUCCUCAAAUAAAUAUAUUACUGUAGACAUAGGAGAGAAGGAAGCCCCUUGUUUUUCCUGUUGAGCUUUUUUUGUGAAAAAGCAUGAAUGUCAAUGGUUCUUUGUCUCAUAUAUAUACUCUACAUACACAUUGAGCUCUCUUUCUUCUAGAGGUAACCUUAUCUUGU